Messenger RNA from Chaetura pelagica (chimney swift), 657 nucleotides. RefSeq names its product tescalcin (gene TESC). The transcript has 8 exons. Lineage: Eukaryota; Metazoa; Chordata; Aves; Apodiformes; Apodidae. The record is from RefSeq and is a predicted model, not a curated record. Bases 1 to 657 code for a protein of 218 amino acids. Gene Ontology annotation, molecular function: calcium ion binding.
AUGGCCCUGCCCAGCUGCUGGCAGGGGGGUUGUGCAGGGACUGGUGGCAUUCUGGCCUCUGUGGGACCAGUCACCUCUGAGCAGAUCGAGCACCUGCACCGGAGGUUCAAGCAGCUGAGCCGGGACCAGCUGACGAUCCGCAAAGAGAACUUUGACAGCAUCCCUGACCUGGAGUUCAAUCCAAUUAGGGGGAAAAUCGUCCAUGCCUUUUUUGACAAGAGGAACCUGCGGCAGGAGUCAGACGGGCUGGCGGACGAGAUCAACUUCGAAGACUUCCUGACCAUCAUGUCCUACUUCAGACCCAUCGAGAUGAACAUGGACGAGGAGCAGCUCGAUCGUUUCCGGAAAGAGAAGCUCAAAUUCCUUUUCCACAUGUACGACUCGGACCACGAUGGGAAGAUCACAGUGCAGGAGUACAGAAAUGUGGUGGAGGAACUGCUGUCAGGGAACCCCCACCUGGAGAAGGAGUCGGCGAGGUCCAUCGCCGACGGGGCCAUGAUGGAGGCUGCCAGCAUCUGUGUGGGACAAAUGGGGCCGGACCAGGUGUAUGAGGGCAUCACCUUUGAAGACUUCCUUAAGAUGUGGCAGGGGAUCGACAUCGAAACCAAGAUGCACGUUCGCUUCCUCAACAUGGAGACCAUUGCAAACUGCUACUGA